AUGCUGAUCCUGAAGUGCCCAGCCCAGCUCCAGCUCUUGGAGGAGACCCUGCGGAAGAGCCUGCCUGCCACACUGCCGGUCCUGGGGACUGUGAUGACGGUGGCCCGGGGCAACCCUUUCACCCAUGAAGUGCUGGUGGACUCUUGGCCCCAUUUCCGCAUCGUGCUCACCCGUCUGCGCCCAGAGGUGCUACCCCAGGAGCACAAGGACCCCAAGGGCUUCUACACCAACCAGCUGGCCGUGUUCUACCGGGAUGAGGGGGCCCUGCGGGCACUUCUGGAGGACACCGAGGCAGUGAGCUGGGCCCGGGCUUUCCAUAUGCAGGGGAUGCAGGAGGGGCUGGAGGAGGCUGUGAGGGACGUGGCCAGUGCCAAGGGAGUGCGGAUGGAGACGACGCAGUACAAGGCGCUGCUGAGCCCUGAACCCCCUCGGCCCCGCGGGAA
Molecule: messenger RNA, 443 nt
Organism: Acanthisitta chloris (rifleman)
Lineage: Eukaryota; Metazoa; Chordata; Aves; Passeriformes; Acanthisittidae
Product: glycine N-acyltransferase-like protein 3
Exons: 4
Cellular component (GO): mitochondrion
Molecular function (GO): glycine N-acyltransferase activity
Source: RefSeq, a predicted model, not a curated record